Echinostoma caproni is the source of this 648-nucleotide messenger RNA. NCBI's taxonomy places the organism in Eukaryota, Metazoa, Platyhelminthes, Trematoda, Plagiorchiida, Echinostomatidae. The record is from the annotation of a GenBank genome assembly.
AUGUGUGAACAUAUUCCGAAACACUUUGGUCUUCGCGGAGCUGCGGAUAUUGAACGAGCUGUGCGACAGGCCACGCAAAGUGUGCAGGCUGCCAAUGCCAGUCUUGGACUACUUGAGGCCGCGACACGUAAUCACAUUGAUGCUUUGCGUGAUGCAAUCCGAAACGGAGAUCCGGUGAAAGCGCGCGAGAAGAAAUGGGAUCACGUGUCACGAUUAGCUGCUCGUAAAGACAAAGCCCAAGAACAGGCAAACGAAGCGGUCAAUGAGGCCUCCACCCAUUUGGAAUCGUUGCGAAGUGUGAUCAACCAGUGCAAGUUAAACGAAGAAUUGCUGGACAGCGAAAAACUUCCUGAGGGGAUAGCUGCUUACGGAGACCUGCGAUACGAUCUAGAAGGUUCCAUUCAUCAGGCCGUGGAGGCACGUGAACAGACCCAAAGGGAACUGCGUCAGGCCUUGGCCAGACACAGUGAUCAUCUGUCACAUAUGCUACGCCUCAAACAGGAAGAAAUGGAGCAUCAGUUCACUUAUCGUUUGCGGGAAGCGUUGGCUCAGGAGAAAACCGCGUUCGAAGCCGCUCUGUCCGGUUGGAUUCAACGAAUGAAAGCCAUCGAGGAUGUGGUCGAUGGUAAGGUCAAUUUUCGUGCUUAA